Schizophyllum commune H4-8 is the source of this 1602-nucleotide messenger RNA. Its product is annotated as MFS general substrate transporter. The record is from RefSeq and is a predicted model, not a curated record. Bases 1 to 1542 code for a protein of 513 amino acids. Gene Ontology annotation, cellular component: plasma membrane. Gene Ontology annotation, biological process: allantoate transport; transmembrane transport; dipeptide transport. Gene Ontology annotation, molecular function: allantoate transmembrane transporter activity; dipeptide transmembrane transporter activity. NCBI's taxonomy places the organism in Eukaryota, Fungi, Basidiomycota, Agaricomycetes, Agaricales, Schizophyllaceae. The transcript is spliced from 12 exons.
AUGUCGACCACGCCCAACGACGAGAAGUUCGAUUACCCUGCGUCCCCGGUAGUCGACGAGCUGAAGGGCUCGGACCUGUCGCACGCGGACGAAGGGUAUCAGACGUAUGUGACGACGGCGGACACGGUCCCGGUGGACGAGGAGGAGAGCAAGCGCAUUGCGCGGAUGCUGGAUUGGCGGUUGUUGCCGUUGAUGUGCGUGCUGUACGGUCUUUGCUAUGUCGAUAAGACGGCCAUGAGCUGGGCGGUGUUGUUCAACUUUCGGGAGGACCUGAAGUUGAAGGGGGAUGAUUACUCGUGGGCGAGCUCGAUAUUCUGUCACGGCUACCUUGGCGGGCAAUAUCCUGCGGCAUGGCUGAAUGCACGCUUCCCAACCGCGAAACUCAUCGCUUGCGCCACUAUAUGCUGGGGCUCACUUAUGAUCGCCCAUAUCGGCUGCAGAUCGUACGGCGCGCUCAUCACCGUCCGCUUCCUACUCGGUGUCGCUGAGGCUCCAAUUGUCCCGACCUUCGUCAACUACACGUCCGUGUGGUACACGCGGAAGGAGCAGGUCUUCCGCUCGCUCAUUUGGGGCGCGAUGCAGGGCUCGUUCUACAUCAUCUUCACGCUCGCAUCGUACGGACUGGGCCACAUCACCGGCACCAAGAUCGAGUCCUGGGCGUACAUCUUCCUCGUCCUCGGCCUGCUGUCGAUCCUCACGGGCAUCGGGUGGAUGUUCAUGCCGGAGGUGCCGACGAAGGCGAAGUUCUUGACGGAGGAGCAGAAGAUUAUUGCUGUUCGCCGCGUUGCGGAGAAUAUGACGGGGACGAAGGGGCAUACCUGGCAAAACUACCAAAUCAAGCAUGCGUUCACGGACCCGAUGGCAUGGACCAUCUGGAUCUACUGCUUCAUUGCUAUGGUCCCGAACGGCGGCUUGACGAGCUUCAACCAGUUGGUCAUCAAGGGCUUUGGCUUCACAACGUUCCAAACGCUCCUCGUGGGCAUGCCGCAGAGCAUUGUCUCUUCGGGAAGUAUGGUCGUAUGGUCACUACUCUCCAUCAAGUACGGCAACUUGCGGACGCUUGGGUUGAGCUUGCCUCUCAUCCCCGCUAUCGCUGGUAUCGCGACUGUAUACGCAACUGAAGACGGCAACUACAGCAAGUGGGGUCGCGUCGUCGCAUACUGGCUGAUUAACAGCUACGCCGUUACGUGGCCCUUUACUUUGACUGUACUCGGUCAGAACUUCGCGGGUCACACCAAGCGUGCCGUCGUGUACGCGAUCCUAAUGUGCUGCAAUGCGGCGGGUAACAUAUCGGGCCCCUUCAUGUUCCCGGACAGCGAUGCGCCGCGAUACACGAAGGCGCUCACCAUCAUCUUGUGCAUGUUCUGCGCGCAGUUUGCCAUCGGUGUCUUCAUGCGCCUAUACAUGGCCCGCUUCAACGUGCACCGGGACCACAAGUACGGGAAGGUGACCGGGUCCACAGACUUGACUUUCCAGGGCGCGAAGGCUGGGCUAUUGGACAAGACAGACCAGGAGAACAAGGAGUUCCGAUACGUGCUGUAGAUCUUCAUCCUUUCUUCUCUCUGAAUUCUUUUGGGCGAAUGCACGGCUUGGGUGAACUUC